AUGGCCGGUCCUAUGGAGAGAGAAUAUCACGUUCAAUACCCGAGUCUUGUUGCCACAGUAAUUACCUUUAUUGCUGGGCUAAUGGCUCACUCGUUUAUCAUAGCUGUGAAUGUCACUGAGUGGCUGAAGAGAAGACCUGUGACUGCUGUCGACCAAAUCCUCACCUCCCUUGGGGUCACAAGGACCUGUCUUCUCUUCCUCUUACUGCUGGAUAUGGUUUCAUUCAUCUUCUUGAGAAAUCUGAUGAACUUGCCCACACAACUAUUUAUUUACUUGACUGAGCAUUCGUCCAACUUGACUGAUAUCUGGUUGACCACUCUGUUCUCCGUGGUCUUCUGCCUGAAGAUUUCCAACUUUGACAAUGCCUUAUUCUUGCGUCUCAAGAUAGUUGUAUCGCGAAGGGUCGUCCCUCUGAUUCUGGCCUCAGUGCUCGUGUCCAUCUUAUUCAUUUCAAUGUUUUGUUUUAUUGAUCACAAAAUAAUGUCCAAUAAUCCAGUGCAAAAUACAACAAUGAAUAACACCCAUCUUCCUGAGAUCAUACAUGUCUACAUUUUCAUGGCAAUGGGGAACAGUGUGCCUUUCCUUAUAUACUGCACCUCAUCCAUUCUGCUGAUCACCUCUUUGUGUCUUCACCUGAGGAGAAUGAGAUGUAAUAAGAAUGUGACAACCAACCUGGAAGCUUAUUAUAAAGCCAUCAAGUUCAUGACAUUCUGUCUUAUUUGUUUCAUGUUACGUAUUGGAUCCAACCUCCUGGCAUUGCACUUCUACCUUCAGAUAGACUUUGUGUGGAUUUUUACUAUUUUGAAUUCUUUACCAAUUCUACAUUCCAUCUACCUGAUCUGCAGAACAAACAAACUAAAGGAUCACGCCUCCAGGAUUCUGCGGCAUGGAACCAACUGCUUGUUCAAUAAGAGAGGUCCUGAAAUCGGUUCCAGAGGUCCGGUGGAACAAAAUCGCUCCAUGAGGUCAAAUUGA
Molecule: messenger RNA, 975 nt
Organism: Pseudophryne corroboree (corroboree frog)
Lineage: Eukaryota; Metazoa; Chordata; Amphibia; Anura; Myobatrachidae
Product: taste receptor type 2 member 4-like
Exons: 1
Coding region: 1-975 (324 amino acids)
Biological process (GO): G protein-coupled receptor signaling pathway; detection of chemical stimulus involved in sensory perception of bitter taste; sensory perception of taste
Cellular component (GO): membrane
Molecular function (GO): G protein-coupled receptor activity; bitter taste receptor activity
Source: RefSeq, a predicted model, not a curated record